AUGUCAAUGGAAUUAUUGCCGUUAUCACAGGUGGAGGCAGCGGUGAGUCUAACCUUACAUGAAAAGGAGCACGACACUCCAAGCUUUCCAAUUCCACCACUCGUCGCCACUGUAUUUUUGUCCAACACUGUAUUCUUGUCCACUUUACUGAAAAUUCAGCUAAGAUCGUACGCAGGCCUUGGGCUUUCCAUGGCUCAAGCACUAGCCGAGAAUGGCGCUAAAAGAGUCUAUAUUCUUGGGCGGCGCAAGCAGAUCUUGGACGAGGCAGUUAACAAGAUCGGUCUGGACUGCGUCGUUCCGAUAAUAUGUGAUGUAACGGAUAGACAAAGCUUGCGAUUGGCGGUAGCACUCAUCGGGAGUGACGUGGGAUAUAUAAAUUUACUGGUGGCCAAUUCUGGUAUUGCAGGCCCUUCCGGCAACGUUACCCAAGGAUCGAGCAUUGCCGGAUUACAGGAGACCUUACUCACCAUUCCGAUGGAGGAUUUUACUAACACAUACCACGUUAACUGUACCGCGGUCUUUUACACGGCCAUUACAUUCCUCGGGCUUUUAGAUGAAGGAAAUAAGCGAUCGGCAUAUCAAGGAGGGAGGAGCCAAGUCAUUGCCACAAGCAGCAUUGGAAGCUUUAACAGAAAGAUCACCGCAGGCUUUGCGUAUGGCACCAGCAAGGCUGCCACGACUAUGUUGAUGAAGAUUUUGGCCACAUAUUUGGUACCAUAUAGGAUCAGAGCAAAUGUGUUAUGUCCCGGUUUAUUCCCGACGCAUCUCACUGCUACUCUGAUUAAAGAACAAAAUCCCGCAACCGAGGCCGCAUUCCCAGUCGAGGAGAUCCCGGCCGAGCGCGCAGGCCAACCAGAGGACAUCAUGGCGGCUCUUCUUUACCUGGCUUCGCGGGCAGGAGCUUAUUGCAAUGGCAGCUGUCUGAUAGUAGAUGGUGGCCGUCUGAGUGUCACACCAGCCACGUACUAG
Molecule: messenger RNA, 969 nt
Organism: Exophiala mesophila
Lineage: Eukaryota; Fungi; Ascomycota; Eurotiomycetes; Chaetothyriales; Herpotrichiellaceae
Exons: 3
Coding region: 1-969 (322 amino acids)
Molecular function (GO): oxidoreductase activity
Source: RefSeq, a predicted model, not a curated record